Grosmannia clavigera kw1407 is the source of this 324-nucleotide messenger RNA. RefSeq names its product putative monooxygenase. The record is from RefSeq and is a predicted model, not a curated record. The transcript has 2 exons. Bases 1 to 324 code for a protein of 107 amino acids. Lineage: Eukaryota; Fungi; Ascomycota; Sordariomycetes; Ophiostomatales; Ophiostomataceae.
AUGAACAUAUUAAUGUUCACGUGGGCCCGGAAUCCUAGCUGGCCUAAGAUUUAUGCCUUCAGCCCGGAGAUUUGGCAGUACCUGAAGGACGUGGCAACCAAAUACAAAUUGGAGAAACAUAUCAAGUUUUCAUAUCGUGUCCAUCAGGCUCGGUGGGAUGAGAAUGAUGACGUCUGGAGACUGUCUAUCACAACUCCAGACGGCAGCAUCAUCACAGACCAAUGCGAUAUCCUUGCCAAUGGCACGGGCGUCCUCAAGUCAGUUGUUUAUUUUGCGGCGAGCUUCAUAGAAGUCAUGCCUACGGCAGUAUGGGACCAGAGUUAG